GAUAAUACUUAAAUUUUUCUGGUUGGUUUCUUCCUGAUUUAUUCAAACAAAACAAUGGUUCAACUGAAGAAAAAAUCAAAGAGUGAUAAAACAUCAGUGAUAAAACCAGUGAAAGUAACAAAGGCUAAAAAAGAGAACGUUGAAAUGAAAAAGGGAAAGAAAAGCAAAAAAGUUGCCGCCGAACCUGAAGCAACAAACGAAGAAAAUGAAUUACUGAAGCAAGAAGUUGAGAAUGAGGAAAAUGAUGAAAAAGUUGUAAAAACUGAAGACUCCGAUGAUGAGCAAGAGGAAAGUGCGGAUGAAAGUUCUGAUGAUGACGAUUCGGAAGAAGAAGAAAAAGUAAAGCCAAAAGUAGCAAAGAAAGAAAGUAAAAGUAAGGCUAAAAAAGUUGUCAAAGAAAGUGAUGAAGAAUCUGAUGAUGAUGAUGAUGAUUCUGAGGAGGAAGAAGAAGAAGAGAAAGAGGAUGAGAGUGAUGAGGAGAGUGAAGAUGAAGAUGAAGAUGAAGACGACGACGACAAUGAUGAUGAUGAUGAGGAAAAUGAGGAAGAGGUGAAGUUAGUCAAGCGGAAAGCAACUGAAACUGAAGAAGUUGCGACGAAGAAAGUCAAACUUGAUCCAUCAGAAGUUGCCACCUUACUUUUCACUGAGCUACCAGAGGGUCUGAAUGACGCAGUUUUCAACAAAUUUUUAAAAAGUAAAGAAAUUAAAUGCGUUGCUUGCCGUGCAAACUAUGGAAGACAGAAAGCUUACGUUGAUGUUCGGGCUGAAGAUAAAGAUGCGGCUCUUCAGCUCCACCAAGUGGAAUGGAAGGGACAAGAGAUUCAAGUAACAGAAGCUCAAUCUAAAGCACAGGAUAGAAAAGGUGAUUUUGCAUCAAACCGAAACGAUAAAGAUGAAAGAACAUUGUUUGUGAAAAAUCUUCCGUACAGUGCGGAUGAGAAUGCGAUCGCCGAGCUUUUUGAUGGAGUUAAAGAAGUUCGUUUACUAACUGACAGGGAAAGUGGAAGACCUAAAGGAAUGGCAUUCAUUGAGUUUGAUUCAACUGCUGAAAAAGAAACGGCUUUUGGUUUGAAAGAUGAGCUGGAGAUGGACGGAAGAUCUUUGUAUCUUGAUAAUGUUACUGGUGGUGGUGGUGGUGGAAGAGGUCGUGGUAAUCGAGGUGGAAGAGGAGGGUUUGGCCGUGGAGGUGGUGGAUUUGGUGCUGGGAGAGGCAGAGGGGGAAGAGGUCCAUCUGCACCGAGCAAAACACUUUUUGUGAAGGGAAUCACAGAGGACAUGACACGAGAUACUUUGUAUGAAACCUUCUCUGGUGCAACAGACAUUCGUAUUCCCCAGGAUCGAGACACUGGAAAAAAUAAAUUCUUUGCUUAUGUUGAAUAUCAAUCUGAGAGCUCGGCAACAGAAGUUUAUAAAAGUUCGAAAGGAGGUAUGCAUGUUGAU
Messenger RNA from Ciona intestinalis (vase tunicate), 1440 nucleotides. The record is from RefSeq. NCBI's taxonomy places the organism in Eukaryota, Metazoa, Chordata, Ascidiacea, Phlebobranchia, Cionidae.